Exophiala dermatitidis NIH/UT8656 is the source of this 804-nucleotide messenger RNA. Its product is annotated as urea hydro-lyase/cyanamide hydratase. The coding region runs from base 1 to 804 and encodes 267 amino acids. The transcript has a single exon. Lineage: Eukaryota; Fungi; Ascomycota; Eurotiomycetes; Chaetothyriales; Herpotrichiellaceae. The record is from RefSeq and is a predicted model, not a curated record.
AUGACUAGCACCAGUGCCGACACCACCACUGCCCUCUAUGGUCUCACAGCCCUGUCAGCGGACCAAGCCCUAACGAAGCCCUCGACCGCAAACCCAGCUGCAAUGGACAUAUCGUCGCUUUCACCGCCCCAAACCGCCCUGGCGGCGCGUCUCGCGGCGUAUGCGCAGGCAAAACUGGACGCGGACACAUACCGCCACAGCAUGCGCGUGUACAGUUACGGCUGCGCCAUAGCGAGGCAAUGUUUCCCGCAGUUCGAGCUGACGCCAGGCUCGACUCUCGACGAGACUUGGUUCCUCACGGCACUGCUGCACGACAUCGGCACGAGUGCCGAGUUUCUGACGCCUAGCUGUACCCGUCUCAGCUUCGAGUUUUGGGGCGCGUUCCAUGCUUUGGAGAUCUUGCAACAGGCGAAAGAAUCAAGUUCAAGUUCAAGUUCGGUGACGGCAGCAGCAGCAGCAGGAGCAGCUUCACCGCGCGAACAGGCCGAGAGUGUCGCAGAAGCCAUCAUUCGGCAUCAGGAUAUCCAGGACAAAGGGAACAUCACCUUGAUGACCCGCCUGAUCCAUCUGGGCACUUUGCUCGACAAUAUCGGCGCCGGGGCUCACCUCAUUCAUCCACAGACUAUUUACAACGUCGUUCGCGAGUACCCUAGGCCAGGAUGGUCUGGCUGUUUUGAACGUACCGUGAAGAAAGAGAAGAGCUUCAAGCCUUAUGCUAUGGUUAGUAGGAUCGAAGGGUUUGAGGAUGCCAUUCGGAAGAAUGGUGACAGUGCCUCGGGCGGUCUUAUGGCUGGGUAUGAUUGA